Molecule: messenger RNA, 1194 nt
Organism: Gopherus evgoodei (Goodes thornscrub tortoise)
Lineage: Eukaryota; Metazoa; Chordata; Testudines; Testudinidae
Product: galactosylceramide sulfotransferase-like
Exons: 2
Coding region: 1-1194 (397 amino acids)
Biological process (GO): glycolipid biosynthetic process
Cellular component (GO): membrane
Molecular function (GO): galactosylceramide sulfotransferase activity
Source: RefSeq, a predicted model, not a curated record
AUGGUCCUGGCUCGCCUGUGGCGCUUGGCGGGGCCGGGGCGAUGCCGUGCGCUGCUGCUGGCAGGGCUCCUGCUGCUGCUCCUCCAGCACGUGGCCAAGCAGGAGGUGGGUAGAACCAGCCACACCGAGCCGCCGCGGGGGGAGACCUCCGGCCACCCGCCCCCCAACGUGGUGUUCGUGAAGACUCACAAGACAGGCAGCAGCACCCUGCAGAAUAUCCUCUUCCGCGUGGGUGAGCGGCACCACCUCACCGUCGCCUUCCCCCGCUACACCUACCAGUUCGCCUACCCCCAGCCCUUCGCCGCCGCGUUCGUGGAGCCGCUGCCGCCGGGCGCCGCCCGCUACAACCUGCUGCUCAGCCACCUGCGGCUGGCAGCCGGCGAGCUGCGCCGGGUCAUGCCCCUGGACAGCCUCUACCUCACCAUCCUGCGCGACCCCAUCCGCACCUUCCCGUCCGUCUUCGCCUACUACCGCAGCACCGUGCCCGCCUUCCGGGCCCUCGCCAACCACCCCCAGCCCCUGGCCGCCUUCCUGCAGGCCCCGGAGCAGUACUACGACCCGGCCGACGCGGGCAACGGGCUGGCCAGGAACCCCAUGGCCUUUGACCUGGGGCUGGAGGCCAGCGGGGAGGAAGGGGGCAGCCGGUGGGACCGGGAGUUGGAGCGGCUCAACCGGACCUUCCAGCUGGUGCUCAUCGCCGAGCACUUCGACGAGUCCCUGCUGCUGGCGCGGGAGCUGCUGGGGCUGCGCCUGGAGGAGCUGGCUUACGUGCGGCUCAACGCCCGCCGGGGGGGCGGGGACGAGGCCUUGGCCCCGGGGCUGGCGUGGCGGAUCCGGACGUGGAACUGGCUGGACGUGCGGCUCUAUCGGUACUUCCAGGCCGUGCUGUGGCGCCGGGUGGAGCUCUACGGCUACACGCGCAUGAAGGGCGAGCUGGAGGCCCUGCGCGCGCUGCUGCGGGAGACCCGGGAGACCUGCCUGGCCGGAGAGGCCGCGGGGCCAGAGGAGACGGCCGACGAGCUGCGGCCCUGGCAGCCCGACACCGCCGCCAUCCUAGGCUACAACCUGCGGCCCGGCCUCCCCCCAGCCCAGCACGCCAGCUGCUACCGCCUGGUGCUUCCAGAGCUGCAGUAUCACGCCCGCCUUUACUACCAGCAAUACGGCAGGGAGAUAUGCGUGCUGCCGCGUGACUAG